AUGGCUCUCAUUGGUGAACGAAAACGCAAGCUAAACCUUUCCAUCGGUUUGCCGGAACUUGCCGUCAAACGUAGUCGUUUCGUUCCCUACUCCGUUUCUGCUACUACUACUGUCUUCAGCACAACCGCCUUGUUUUCUUCUUCUUCUUCUUCGGAUACCAAUAUCUCUGAACUUGAUUUUGAAAAGAUUCAAGUUCUUGGCCAUGGAAUCAGCGGUACUGUCUACAAAGUCUGCCACAAAGCCACUUCAAACCACUACGCUCUCAAAGUCGUUCAUGGCGACUCCAACCCUGAAGUGCGGCGCCAUCUCUUACAAGAGAUCGACAUACUCCGUCGUACGGACUCUCCUUGCGUCGUUUGCUGCCACGCUGUGUUCGAGAAACCCUCCGGCGACGUGUCGUUUCUGAUGGAGUACAUGGAUUCCGGCUCACUCGAAACCGAGUUGAAAAGCCAUGGAAAAAUGUCCGAAUCCAAGAUUGCUGACGUGGCUCGCCAAGUCACCAAGGGACUGCACUACCUCCACUCCAAGAAGAUCGUUCACAGGGAUAUCAAGCCGGCUAAUCUUCUGGUGAAUAGCAAGAAGGAGGUCAAGAUCGCAGAUUUCGGAGUGAGUAAGAUCAUAGGUCCCACAUUGGAUGCAUGCAACUCUUUCGUCGGGACUUGCGCUUAUAUGAGUCCCGAACGGUUCGACCCUGAAAAGUAUGGUAAUGGUAGAGGAAACUACGAUGGUUAUGCAGGGGACAUAUGGAGUCUUGGUGUAACCCUAAUGGAGCUCUACAUGGGUCACUUCCCUCUGUUGCCUGUGGGUCAGAGACCCGACUGGGCUACCCUGAUGUGUGCUGUUUGUUUCGGAGAAGUGCCCGGUUUGCCGGAGAAUGUGUCGGAGGAAUUUCGGAGUUUCGUGGAUUGUUGCUUGGACAAGGACUCCACCAAAAGAUGGACGGCAGCACAGCUAUUGACACACCCGUUCUUGUGUCACGAUUCAGUAUCUGUCUCUUAA
Molecule: messenger RNA, 999 nt
Organism: Ziziphus jujuba (common jujube)
Lineage: Eukaryota; Viridiplantae; Streptophyta; Magnoliopsida; Rosales; Rhamnaceae
Product: mitogen-activated protein kinase kinase 9
Exons: 1
Coding region: 1-999 (332 amino acids)
Biological process (GO): protein phosphorylation
Cellular component (GO): cytoplasm
Molecular function (GO): ATP binding; protein serine/threonine kinase activity
Source: RefSeq, a predicted model, not a curated record